Molecule: messenger RNA, 1677 nt
Organism: Cladocopium goreaui
Lineage: Eukaryota; Dinophyceae; Suessiales; Symbiodiniaceae
Source: the annotation of a GenBank genome assembly
AUGGGGUUAAAUUUCCUGGGAAAGACUUGGUCGACCAACUUCAUUUUUGCAUCUGUACUCCAGACAGUGACAGCUGAAUGCCCUGAAGCCAUUCCUGAGCUGGUUGAGCAGUAUGCAGCUGAUGUGCGAAUGCUGUUGUAUACUGGAAUUUUUUCCAGGGAUGGUCAGACGCAUGUGACCUUUGCCCACAUCGGGACGAAGGGUGACCUCCCGGCCCUCGUUCGGCUGGGCUCGUUGAAGCGGUCCUUUUACAACGUUCCAAGAGGACCAUCCUCGAAGAAAGCAUGUCAGGGAAUCUGUCAUCUUUGUCUUGCGGGCCGCGAAGGACAAGAUGCGCUGCCCUUUGAGGAUGUUGGGCCAGGGGCUGGAUGGGUGGCUACUAUAGCCCAAUCCAUUCCCUGGAACAAUACACCAGCGAUUUUGGCAGGGCUGCCCUUGAGUGCGGAGGACCAGAUCAAAUUCUUCAACACAGACUUGUGGCACAAUGCGCAUCUUGGAGUUGUCAAGCACUUCACAGCAUCGGCUUAUGUUGCAAUAGUGGAAUCGGACCUGGGUUCCCUUCCAGCUGGCAGUGUGGAAACCAAGUUUCGUUGGAUCUCCAAUAUCUACAAGGCUUACUUCCGUUCAAUGAGGGCUGGUGCAGCCCGAGCUUUGAAUGUGGCACUGGCUGCAAUGUAUGGGUCAGGAUUUUGGAUCCGAAGGGAGAAAGGUUUGCGAUUGGCGAACUUGAUUUUCAGAUUCCUGGCUCUUUAUGCCACCUGUGCCCACCUGCCGGGUGCGAUUGCCAGGCCGAUCUGCCAGUGUUGGGUGCAGCGUUUGGGUGCAGCGUUUGUGUUCUACGACGUGCGUGAUGCAGCCGCAUAUCGGGAGACCAUGGUCUUUGAAGAAAACGGUAGCGCUGUGGACCCGAUAAUUGAAAGCAGUGAGCAGCUGCACAACGAAUGGGUUGAGCCUGGGGUACCUUCGCCUCCGGCAGAUUGGAGCGCCGCUCCGGCCGGUGUGGCUCAUGGGCGCGGCCUAGUGGCGGCCAGCGGCUGGUGGCCAGGUGGGCCUGGUUGGAAGAAGGAAGAUGGCAUCAUGAGCAGCAUUGCGGAAGGGGAUGAGAACUCAGAGAUGGACACUUUUCAAGCAAUUCCUGGCACCUACUCCAUCUUGCUGCAAGGCAUCCCGAUGGAGCUUCUGAACAAGACCUGCGUGGAUGCGAUCCUGGAGCAGGCUGGCCUUGCGAAUGACGUGCUCAAUUGCACAGUGAAAGGUCGGGGCAUUGGUUUGUGUGUGCUGGUGAUCAUGGGUCAGGAAGGUGUGUGCCGCUGCUUGAACCACUUUGCAGGAUGUCGUUGGGGCGUUCGUGCCACACUCAUCAGUGGAGACAUGCCGGCGACCAACAGCUUCCCCUUGGCCGAGGAGGCAAGGCGGGAUGGCUACGACAAAGCUGAUUGGACCACAAGUGAGUACAACCCUGCCAGAGACUUUUGGUUGGCUGACGACAAGGCAGUAAAUGCAGUACUUCCCCGAGUGCCGAAGACCCUCACAACAGAGGGCAUGCUGACGCACGUGGCGAAGCCCACUUCGGAAGCCAGCACAGACGUCCUCAGCGAAUCGGACGAGGAAAACAGCAAGUUGCAGGCGUGGCAAGCAAGGUGUGGUAGGAUUAUUCUAGAUAUUUCUAAAAUUUAG